AUGCCGAGUCUGAUAACUGCAGUUAAAGCAACAUCAACAUUAUGUAUAAUAUGGAGUGCAUAUGUAUUUGCAAAAACACGAUUGUUUUCCAGACGAGAUUCAGACAUUCAUAAUACUAUUGCAAAUAAGAAAAGGAAGUAUGAACAAUGUGAUGAAUCAGAAAUUUCUACACCUUAUGACAAUUAUUCUUCCGAAAAAAAUCUAUCAUCCUUGUCAAUUUUGAAAGGUAGUGUCAUAAUUCGCAAUGGUAUGAAUGCACUGUAUAAUUUAAUUCAUCAUGUAAAGUAUAAUGGCGAUGAUAAUGUUGCUACUGCUGUGUCUACAGACGCUGACGAUGUCACUUCAACAAAUCCAUAUAGUGAAUUCAAUAAAACCACUCAUUCAGAUGAAUUGGGUUUAUUUUAUAAAAUGAUAUGUGAUUUAAGUGUAAAGGCUGGAAUUACUACCAGUAAUAUUUAUAGUACUCCUCGUAAACGAAGUCGUUUAUUGUCUUUCAGCAAAGAUCCAAAACUCACUACAGAUUAUAUAUUACAUCUUUUGAUUUCAUACAGCAAGGAUCUUAGGUAUUUGGAUCACUUAUUCCAAUGUGAAAAUUUUGAACGUCUAAUCAAUUGGCUUAGUUCAAUCAGUCUUUCAGCAUUAAACAAUUCAGAUAAUAAUAAUAAUACACUAAUUAUUGGUAAACAUCAUUCUUCACCAUCAGUAAAUCAACUCUUAUUUAAUGUGGACCAAUGGACAAACGAAUCAUAUUAUUGUGAUAAUAAUACGGAUUUAUCAUUUGCAAAAGUAAAUAACUUGCCUGCUGUUCAUUUAGAAUAUCCUAUUCAUCUUUUAGUCGCUAAUUUUUUAGCAAACAUUUCACAGCAUCCAUCAAGUUCCGUUUUAAACAAGUAUGAAGAUAUCAAUAAAUUAAUCAGCCUCUGGAAAGUUUCUACAAGUUUGCAUUUAAAUCUUUUUGGUUCCAAGAUUGAUCAUAAUUUAAAAAUUCAUUCUAAAAUAAUUGACAGUUCAUGUUCUGAUUCGCUCAAUUCAUAUCCUAUCUACUGUCCAGAUGUUUAUAACAUAAAUGAUCCAAACAAUAUCAACGAAGAUUAUGAUUUUGAUAUUAUUUUUGUGAACGGUAUGCUGGGUAGUGUUUUCUACACUUGGAGACAACACGAUUCAAUGCUUACCAACAAUGCUACUCAAUAUACAAAAUGUUGGCCUAGAGACUGGCUUUCCCAUCGAUUUCCUCAAGCUCGAAUUAUUGGUGUUGACACGUCAUUGAAGCCAUUUGUUUGGCAUCCAAUUUGUCCACUUCAAAAGUUAAGGCGUACAUUAGAUGAGCGAGCUGUAGAUAUAAUGAAACAACUUAAAAAAGCAGAAGUUGGUCGUCGACCUAUAAUAUGGAUUACUCAUUCAGCUGGAGGUAUUCUUGUGAAAGAAAUGCUUCGAUUGGCUAAUUCUGUCAGCAAUGGUACUUCCGAGCAAUCGAAAAAUGAUCAUUCUGAGCCAUGUACCACGUCUAGCACUAGAGAGUGUGCACACAUUUCCCAUACUUAUGCAGCUUUGUCAGUUUUAAGUGGAGAAAACCAGUCUGUUUCUGAAUCCUCAAUUUCUAAAACCGAUCAAUCCUGUAAAUGGUAUUGUCACGAAACUGACCAGGAGAAUGAAAAUAUAUCGAGUCCUAGUUUUAUGUCUUUUGUUGACGAUAAAAACGCCAAUUUGUCUGAUAAAUAUCUUGAAAAUCGUAUGUAUUAUUCAUCUAGUUGUUCUGAUGUUCUGUCCAAACGCAGUAGUGACGCAUCAUUCCUAACCACUUUAUUCGAUAGUUCGAAAAUAGAUCCUGUAAAUUACCAAACAUUAGCAAGCAGUACACAAGCAGUUGUAUUUAUGAGUACACCACAUAGAGGAAAUCAAUCGGUGCACACUUUAUAUCGUCGUCCAUUCCGAUGGGCACUUACUCCUGAAGCUAUUCAACUUGAAAAAAAAGAUCAGAAGACUGCAUUUGAUUAGCAUCAUCAUCAAACAGACUGCAAAAAAUGACAAUCCUGUUGUAGGGAAAGGAUUCAAACUAUUUGUUGGAUCUCCAUGUUUGGUUUAAUCUAUGGGUAUAUAGUCAUAAAGUACAAAUCUUAUCUAUGGUUGAGAGUCGUGUAACACCAAUCAACAGAUUUUGGUCUGUUUUAAUUGUCCCUGAAGAUGUUAAAGAUCGAGAGAUGGGUAAAUUGGUACGUAUCGAUUCAGAUCAUUUAUAUAUAAGUAAACCAAUGAAUCCUUCUGAUCUAUCGUAUACCAGUAUUGUUAAUUUUAUCGAAAAUCUAUCAUUAUGUAAACAGUUACCUGUGAAUACUAAUAAAACAACCUUUGUAAUUUCCCAUAUUUCUAGAGUACAUUAAAAGUUUCGUAUUAUUAUAAUAGUUUCUAAUCUCAUUAACUUUUCUCAGUUCAUCAGUGAACAGAAGAGGUUUAAUUUGUUAUGUAUGUUUUCAAGUCGUGAAAAUUUUUCUGUUUGUUUGUUUGACUAAUUCAUUAUUUGUACAGGCUACUUAUCUUAGUUAUUUUUUAAUCUCUCUUUCCCGAAGAUUAGUCUAAUAUAAUAUUUUUUAUUAUUUUGGAAGUGAUAUUUUGAUUUUUUUUUUCGGUGACUCUGUACAGUGAAGUAUGUGUGUAUGUGUGUCUUCACCUUUGAUUUCUCCCCACAAUGUGUCUUUUCUAGAUUAAUCUAUUUCUUUUUAAGCGGAAUUCAAACUGUUACCUGCAUUAUUUUGUAAUUUAUGAUAUACAUAAAGUGAUAAUUAAUAAAUUAAUCCAUCAGUAAUUGUGUUAUUUAAAAAUUAAGAGAAUAUGUGUAUUUAUCGCCAGAUGUAUCAUGAAUAAAUCUAUUCAAGUGUGCCGAUUUAGUGUGUACCUACUGCUAAGUAUAAUGUAUUAUUGGAGACUGUUUGUAGGAACCACACAAUUUAUGUUUUUGUGCUAGUUUACACUUGAUCAAGGUGUAUUUGAAACCUUCGGUGAAUUAACGUUCACCACGCAGUUCGAAUCCGCACUACCCAACUACUUAUGCCAUAACUGAUCUGUAAGAUUAAGAUAUUUUGGAUUACUGAAUCAAAUCAUAUGGUACUUGUGCCCGGUCAAUUUCUGUCGAUCGAUUUGCAAUAUAGUUUACUAACUUUCCAUUCAGCCGUUCAUGAUGCAAUCCGUUUUUACGCUGGUAGUCACCGUCAUGUUCGUGUGUUGCAGUUCAUGACUCAUUAACGUUACGAACUAGCAGUGACACUAGUAUUCACAGUCUGCUAACUAAAUUGGUUAUUUAAACGAGAAUCGAUUGGAUUGCUUGUUUUGGGCUGAAC
Messenger RNA from Schistosoma spindalis, 3332 nucleotides. Lineage: Eukaryota; Metazoa; Platyhelminthes; Trematoda; Strigeidida; Schistosomatidae. The record is from the annotation of a GenBank genome assembly.